Messenger RNA from Cercocebus atys (sooty mangabey), 2412 nucleotides. RefSeq names its product EMI domain containing 1 (gene EMID1). The transcript is spliced from 16 exons. The coding region runs from base 121 to 1464 and encodes 447 amino acids. Gene Ontology annotation, molecular function: protein binding. NCBI's taxonomy places the organism in Eukaryota, Metazoa, Chordata, Mammalia, Primates, Cercopithecidae. The record is from RefSeq and is a predicted model, not a curated record.
CGGCGCUGGGAACCGGGCUCCGCGCGUCCGGGGCGGCUGGCGGCGCGGGCAGGCGGGCGGGGAGGACAGGCUAGGGGCGGCGACAGCGAGGGGCCGCGCGCGGAGGGCGCCUGGUGCAGCAUGGGCGGCCCGCGGGCUUGGGCGCUGCUCUGCCUCGGGCUCCUGCUCCCGGGAGGCGGCGCUGCGUGGAGCAUCGGGGCAGCCCCGUUCUCCGGACGCAGGAACUGGUGCUCCUAUGUGGUGACCCGCACCAUCUCAUGCCAUGUGCAGAAUGGCACCUACCUUCAGCGAGUGCUGCAGAACUGCCCCUGGCCCAUGAGCUGUCCGGGGAGCAGCUACAGAACUGUGGUGAGACCCACAUACAAGGUGAUGUACAAGACAGUGACUGCCCGUGAGUGGAGGUGCUGCCCUGGGCACUCGGGAAUGAGCUGCGAGGAAGUUGCAGGUUCCUCUGGCUCCUUGGAGCCCAUGUGGUCGGGCAAUACCAUGCGGCGGAUGGCACUUCGGCCCACAGCCGUCUCAGGACCCUCGGCCCUGGCCCUAGCUUCCUUCCUCCCCGCAGGUUGUCUCAACUGCAGUAAAGUAUCAGAGCUGACAGAGCGGCUGAAGAUGCUGGAGGCCAAGGUGGCCAUGCUGACUGUCAUAGAGCAGCCAGCGCCUCCAACACCAGCUACCCCUGAGGACCCUGCCCCACUCUGGGGCCCUCCUCCUGCCCAGGGCAGCCCCGGAGAUGGAGGCCUCCCGGGCCCAGCGGGGACACUGACCUCUGCCUACCCCCCUACCCCAGGGCUGCCAGGAGCCAUAGAGAGUGUGAGGGUCCCGCUGCUUCCCCGAAAUGACCAAGUCGGUGCUCGGGGGCUGCCCGGGCCCACCGGCCCCAAGGGAGAUGCCGGCAGCCGGGGCCCAAUGGGGAUGAGAGGCCCACCAGGUCCACAGGGCCCCCCAGGGAGCCCUGGCCGGGCUGGAGCUGUGGGCACCCCUGGAGAGAGGGGACCUCCUGGGCCACCAGGGCCUCCUGGCCCCCCUGGGCCCCCAACCCCUGUUGGGCCACCCCACGCCCGGAUCUCCCAGCAUGGAGACCCACUGCUGUCCAACACCUUCACUGAGACCAACAACCACUGGCCCCGGGGACCCACUGGGCCUCCAGGCCCUCCAGGGCCCAUGGGUCCCCCUGGGCCUCCUGGCCCCACAGGUGUCCCUGGGAGUCCUGGACACAUAGGACCCCCAGGCCCAACUGGACCCAAAGGAAUCUCUGGCCACCCAGGAGAGAAAGGCGAGAGAGGACUGCGUGGGGAGCCUGGCCCCCAAGGCUCUGCUGGGCAGCAGGGGGAGCCUGGCCCCAAGGGAGACCCUGGUGAGAAGAGCCACUGGGGGGAGGGGUUGCACCAACUACGCGAGGCUUUGAAGAUUUUAGCUGAGAGGGUUUUAAUCUUGGAAACAAUGAUUGGGCUCUAUGGCUCCUAGCUUACAGAGCUUCCUGCAGCAGCAGGCUCAGCUGGAGCUCCUGGCCAGACGGGUCACCCUGCUGGAAGCCAUCAUCUGGCCAGGUAAUGGCAGGGCGGGCAGGCAGGGGCAGCCUCUUCCAGGAAGGGCCUGGGCAUGCAGAAGGUGCCUUCCAAUGCUCGACCCAGGCCAGCGGACACUCAUUCUUCAUCCAGCCAGCCAGCCAGCAGAUGGUGCCUGGCAGAGAGAAGGCUCUGGUCACUCGAGUGAAUGAAUACCUGCUCUGUGCCAGGCACCUUAUUGGGACAGGCUCCACAAGAUAAGACAGACAUAGUCCUGCCCUCGAGGAGUGUAGGGUGCUGGGGGCGCUCAGGAGAACCCUGACACUGGUAGAGAAACCCAAGGUGAGGUACACUGCAGGGAAGGGAGUACAGGCAGCCAUGGGAAUACAGAAGUGCCUCUGACCUGGCCCAGAGGAGGUUGGAGGGGGUUGAGGGAGGUCUUCCUGGAGGGUGAUAUCUAAGUGGAGACCUGAAGGGCAAGGAUCUGGGGAGAGUGAACAGGCAGAGAAACAGCAUGAGCGAAGGCCAAGAGACCAGAAGGAGCCUAGAAGCGACAGAAUCUGGCAGGGCCUAGAUCAAGAAGGUCCUAGAAGGCAGGAUGGGGUAGCACAGGAGUUGGUUAGACACCAGUGGGUGGUACCCCGCCUUGCGUCUGGCUCCUGGGAAUGAAGCUGAGGUCUUUGCUCAUGAAACUGGAGCCUGUGGCUGGCCCUGAAGAAAGGAAGGGAUUGGCUGCCUGACGGUCUGAGCUCUGUUCCUCACCUGCCCUGCCACACCAUCUCACAGCCCAUCUCACAACAAUGCACAGAGGCCUCCACAUCAUGUCCAACCUCGCAUCUAUUUUAAAGACUGAGAGGCUGGGCGCGGUGGCUCACGCCUGUAAUCCUAGCACUUUGGGAGGCUGAGG